This is a messenger RNA of Xyrauchen texanus (razorback sucker), 1578 nucleotides long. It is a transcript of the gene tubb2b, whose product is annotated as tubulin, beta 2b. The coding region runs from base 76 to 1413 and encodes 445 amino acids. Gene Ontology annotation, cellular component: cytoplasm; microtubule. The record is from RefSeq and is a predicted model, not a curated record. Gene Ontology annotation, biological process: mitotic cell cycle; microtubule cytoskeleton organization. The transcript has 4 exons. Gene Ontology annotation, molecular function: structural constituent of cytoskeleton; GTP binding; GTPase activity. NCBI's taxonomy places the organism in Eukaryota, Metazoa, Chordata, Actinopteri, Cypriniformes, Catostomidae.
UUGUGCCAGUCUUCAGCACAAAAAGAAAAAGGGUUCUUGCAUUAUAAGUCUUUGUGCUGUCGAGUAAAAAAAAAAAUGAGGGAAAUCGUGCAUCUUCAGGCCGGACAAUGCGGUAAUCAAAUUGGAGCAAAGUUCUGGGAGGUUAUCAGUGAUGAGCAUGGAAUUGAUCCCACUGGCACAUACCAUGGAGACAGCGAUCUUCAACUCGACAGGAUCAAUGUUUACUACAACGAAGCAUCGGGUGGCAAAUAUGUUCCCCGUGCUGUGUUGGUGGACUUGGAACCAGGUACCAUGGACUCUGUGAGGUCUGGGCCCUUUGGUCAAAUCUUUAGACCAGACAACUUUGUUUUUGGUCAGAGUGGUGCUGGAAACAACUGGGCCAAAGGCCAUUACACAGAAGGAGCAGAGUUGGUGGACUCUGUCCUAGAUGUUGUUCGCAAAGAGGCAGAAAGUUGUGACUGCCUGCAGGGCUUCCAGCUCACCCACUCUCUGGGUGGAGGCACUGGGUCUGGUAUGGGUACCCUCCUCAUUAGCAAGAUCCGUGAAGAGUACCCAGACCGUAUCAUGAACACCUUCAGCGUGGUGCCCUCUCCUAAGGUGUCCGACACCGUGGUAGAGCCUUACAAUGCCACAUUGUCUGUCCACCAACUGGUUGAGAAUACAGACGAGACCUUCUGUAUUGACAAUGAAGCUUUGUACGAUAUCUGCUUCCGCACCCUUAAACUUACCACACCAUCAUACGGUGACCUCAAUCAUCUCGUCUCUGCCACCAUGAGUGGUGUAACAACCUGCCUCCGGUUCCCUGGCCAGCUCAACGCUGACCUCCGUAAGCUGGCUGUGAACAUGGUGCCCUUCCCCCGUCUCCAUUUCUUCAUGCCUGGCUUCGCUCCUCUGACCAGCAGAGGGAGCCAGCAGUACCGCUCCCUAACCGUACCAGAGCUCACACAGCAGAUGUUUGAUGCCAAGAACAUGAUGGCUGCCUGUGACCCACGCCACGGGCGCUAUCUCACAGUUGCCGCCAUUUUCCGUGGCCGCAUGUCAAUGAAGGAGGUGGAUGAGCAGAUGCUGAACGUUCAGAACAAGAACAGCAGCUACUUCGUUGAAUGGAUCCCCAACAACGUCAAGACUGCAGUAUGCGACAUCCCACCCAGGGGACUCAAGAUGGCUGCUACCUUCAUCGGCAACAGCACGGCCAUCCAGGAGCUCUUUAAGCGCAUCUCUGAGCAGUUCACUGCCAUGUUCAGGCGCAAGGCUUUUCUCCAUUGGUACACAGGAGAAGGUAUGGAUGAGAUGGAGUUCACCGAGGCAGAGAGCAACAUGAAUGACCUGGUGUCGGAGUACCAGCAGUACCAGGAUGCAACUGCUGAGGAGGAGGGCGAGUUUGAGGAAGAGGGAGAGGAAGAGCUGGCUUAAAUCUCUUUAAGAUGCGUGUGUGUACGUUUUUCUGAGCUAUAUAAUUUUGCUGGCCUAAAAGAACCUUUCCAAAGCUCAAUGUUUUCUUUUAAGUGUUUUCACUUCUGCUGUGUUUGCCUCUUGUUUGUACAGAUGUCAUUAAAAGGCUUUUUCUUUUGUUUUAAA